AUGGGGGCUAGGCAGUCCAAGGGCCCCGAGGCUGGGCCUGGGCCACUCCUGGGGGUUUGGAGACGAGCUCAGGGUUCUAUACUGCUCCGCUCGUCCGAGCGCCCAGAGAACCCAGGGGUACCUGCUCCAUACCGCCGUCGCGUUGGCAUGAUUCAGGAUAUGCUGCUGAAGGCGAAGGAGGGGAGACAAGAGGAGGCCAGUGAGCUGCUGAAAAGUCUGAGACAGGAUUUAGGUAUGGAGUCGACGUCUCUGGACGAUGUGCUGUACCGAUAUGCCAGCUUCCGCAAUAUGGUGGACCCCAUCACCCAUGACCUCAUCAUCAGCCUUGCUCGCUAUGUGCAAUGUCCAAAAACGGAGGGCGAGUCUCUGAGUGCCAUGGAGAAGGUGUGUCGCCAGCUGACGUACCACCUGAGUCCUCAUCCACGCUGGAGGCGACAGGGCCUUCUGAAGGGAAAACCCCAGGCAAGCCUAAAGGCAGUUCUCUCCGUGUCGCCGGAUGGCACCGUGGAUUUAUCCGGGCUCCCUCUUUCACGCCGUGACGCUGAACGCCUGGCGAUCCACCUUCAGCGUAACUCUGCCCGUGUCCGUUGCGUCGAGCUGGGUUUCACCGAGCUCACAGAUGAUACAUUGCUGAUGUUGCUGCCCACCUUAUCCUCUCUGCCUGCUCUGGAGAGUCUCUCUCUUAAUGGCAACCGGCUGACCCGUGGAGUCCUGCGUCAGCUCACAGACGCCCUCAAGGACCCGAGAAGCUUCCCUGCUCUGGCGUGGGUCGACCUGGGUAACAACGUGGACAUCUUUUCUUUGCCUCAGGCUUUUCUACUGAGCCUGCGUAAGCGCUGUCCGAAACAGGGUAACUUACCCACCAUACAGGAGCAGCCAGAACAGGUGGGUGGGGCAGGGGGUGGGGCAUCUGGGACUGUAGGAUUAGAGGAGGUCGGAGAAGAUUCAGACUAAUUUCCUGGUGUUAGGCUAUGACGGUGGUGGGUGGCAGUUGAUGAACCAUCAAGCGAUGAGGAUCAGGAUGCGGAUUGCAAUGUUUCCGUUUGUGGGCGGAGUCAUAUUAUUAAUGGACUUCAUUUUAGGAUGAUGUGUGCGUUCUCAUUCAUUCGGGCACAGAUGGAGGAAUUUACGCAUGACUCGUGUCCAUACUUAAAGCCUUCAGCGAAUAUAUUCCCAAUGUCAGUGCACUCCAUGGGCUCACACCCGACUCGGACCCCGGACCGUCUUUGUAGUUGUCCUGCAGUAACAAUAGGACUGGUCUGGGAAUACCUGUGUGCUUUUUGCAAGAUAUGUAUUGAGCUCAACAUGUUUGGAAGACACAAAUGUCUUCUAGAUGUACCUGUUGAUUGAAGACUGUCCUGGAUCGGAUAAACAAUUCUUCUGGACUGGACCAGCUGUGUUGGACAGGCAGUGUACUUGGGGUAGCAAUUAGAUAGCAAAAUGAACCAUUUAUUUGUAUGCAUUAUUUUCAUGACCCUCUUCAAAAAUGCACAUACUUUCACAUGUAUAUAUUCUAUAUUUAACCCCAAAACUGUUUUCUUGCCCAGUUCUUUUUACACCUCUCAGGCAUAAACAUAAACUACUGUAUAUGCCCAAAAUAACAUUUAGAAUUCAGCCACAGGUAGAGUUGGAAAUUGCUAACAACUUGUACACCUUAUACCAUCUGUUUUAUUUAAAACUACAGGACGUACUAUCUUGGAAACUCGUCCUCUCUGGUAGUAGAAUGCUAUUGCAAGCUACUUAAGGAAGAAGGGAUCAGUACCUGGGUUGUGCUGAAUUGUUGUUGUGCAUGGAAUAAUCUCAUGUGUCAAGGUAAUACGCAUUCACAAAGAAUGUAAUGCUGUAUCCAAAACAGCAUAUGCAGUCUUUUCUAGCUAAACAUUUUCACAACGGGCUAAUGAUACAAAUUCCCAGUGAGGAUAGUUCUGGGAUCGCAUGGUUAGCAUGUUUGCCUCACACGUCCCGGUUUGGGGUUUAAUUCCAUCUUAUUUUGCAUGAUUUCUCCGGGGUUUCUUCAUGUACCCUGGUUUCAUCCCCAGUCCAAAGACUUGCAUUGUAGGCAGAUUGGUAUCUCUCAUUUGUCUGAGUGUGUGAGUGAGUGUGUGAGUGAGUGUGUGAGUGAGUGUGUGAGUGAGUGAGUGUGUGAGUGAGUGUGUGAGUGAGUGUGUGAGUGAGUGUGUGAGU
Tachysurus fulvidraco (yellow catfish) is the source of this 2184-nucleotide messenger RNA. Its product is annotated as leucine-rich repeat-containing protein 75A. The transcript is spliced from 4 exons. The coding region runs from base 1 to 954 and encodes 317 amino acids. The record is from RefSeq and is a predicted model, not a curated record. Lineage: Eukaryota; Metazoa; Chordata; Actinopteri; Siluriformes; Bagridae.